Trichomonas vaginalis G3 is the source of this 1344-nucleotide messenger RNA. RefSeq names its product DNA/RNA polymerase superfamily. NCBI's taxonomy places the organism in Eukaryota, Parabasalia, Trichomonadida, Trichomonadidae. The transcript has a single exon. The record is from RefSeq and is a predicted model, not a curated record. The annotation marks the transcript as partial.
AUGAUUGACCCAAUUGAUAAAAUUAUUGAAGAAACAUUUGUUUAUAAAAUUGAUAUGCUUCAUAAUCUUUCUUUAUCAUCGAAUGCUUCAAUGAUUCGUUACGCGUUAGCAUAUAAGAACUUCAAUCCUAACGAAACAUAUCCAGAAGAAGAAAAUGUGGAAUCAAGUUUUGAAUUAACGAAAAAGUAUUGGAAAUAUAAAAUUGAAUCAUAUAAGAAACAAGAUGAAAAAGCAGAAAGGGAUACUAAAAAUAAUGUUUCAAUGGAUGAUUUUCAAUACUAUCACGAUUUAAUCCUUUCAUCUAAAUGCAAAAUGUGUGGUAAAGCGUUUACAUAUGCAAAUAAACCAACAUUGGAUAGAAUAGAUAAUGAAAAACCACAUACUAAAGAAAAUUGUCAGUUAAUGUGUUGUUAUUGCAAUGUCGUAAAAUCAAAUAAAGAUGAAGAUGUUCAACGUUUAAGAAUCAAUUUAAGAAAUUAUGCAUUAAAAAAUAAUUUACCAAUGACUUUAGAUUCAGUUGAAGCUUAUCACAUUCUCCGUAAUGGAAUUACUGGUGGUCUAUCAAAUGUUCAACAUAGGGUAAAUCUUAAAGGAAUCACGCACAUUAAUAAACUUUCAUAUAAUCCAGAAACUAAAACUGUAUCAAAUGAGGACACUUCCAACAUCAUGACUCAUUUCGUUGGAGUUGACUUUAAUUCAUUAUAUCCUUCAUCAUUUUCAUCUAAUCCUCAUGAUUUCAUUCAAUAUACUGACCAUAAAAUGUAUAUGCCGGGAAGAUUGAAUGGUGUUAUCAUUUGUGAUACAGCAACAAAGAAAGCAAAAGCACUGGGAAUAAUUAAGAAGAAAAAUACUUUAUUCAUGGCUGAAGUAAAGGGUCACAUUGAUGAAAAAUACAUUAAUGAUUACAUUAACUUUUUACCGAUAAUAAGAAACUUAGAUAUUAUCACAGAUGAAAAAACAAUUGGCAGUUUUAUGUAUAAUUACAUGAAAUCAAACAAUUUACCAGUUGACCAGAAACAGAGAAAAUUAACUCAGUUAGCAUCAACACACAACCAAUAUCAACCAUUUUCUUCUUAUUAUCUUUGGUAUCUAAUAGACAGAUUUCAUUUUAUCAUUGAUGACAUUCAAUCAAUUUUAACAUUUACGAAAAACACUUGUUUUAAUGAAUUUGCGAACAAAUUUAUGAACGAAAGACAAAGGGCUGAAUUAGAAGGAAAUAAAGGAAAAAGUUUAUUUUGCAAGAUUUCACUUAAUGGAUCAUAUGGUUACGAUGCAAUGAAUACACAAAAUUACGCAAAGACUAAAAUAAUGAAUGCACAGAAGUCACGCGUUGCAUGUAUGUCA